UUCCCUUGGCAGAGAAGCGACACCUGCUACAGUGGGACAGUGAUAUCGCGUACCGGAAAGGAUCAACGAAAAUCAGGGUACCAAAUUACCCUCCUUUGCGCCAGUUACUACUCAAAGAAUACCACGAUGUCCUAUACGCAGGACACUUUGGUAGCAACAAGACACUGACCGGUAUUGCAAAGCACUACUACUCGUCCCACUUGGCAGAAGAUGUUCAGAAAUUUGUCACCUCAUGUGAUACAUGUCAACGGAUGAAGAGCAGCAAGCAGAAGAAAGCGGGACUACUGCAGCCUCUUCCUGUCCCAGAACAAUCAUGGCAAGUGGUUAGCCUGGAUUUCAUCACCGGGUUACCACCUACCAUCAGCGGUCAUGACGCCAUCCUUGUCGUCAUCGACAAAUUCUCCAAAAUGGGACACUUCAUCCCGACACACACGAAAGCACGCACCGAAGAAACAACACAACACUUCGUUUGCUACAUCAUCUCACAACAUGGCAUUCCAACCACACUCAUCUUUGACCGAGACCCCAAGUUCACCAGCAAGUUCUGGAAGGAACUAAUGUCUCUGCUCGGGACCAAACUCGCCAUGUCAUCCGCCUACCAUCCACAGACAGGCGGACAGACCGAUUGCCUCAACCAGAUUGUCGAGCAACUCCUCCGAGCAGCCUGCAAGGACGAGAUCUCCAAGUGGGACUUACACCUACCUGUUCUCGAGUUUGCCUACAACAACGCUACUUAUGCCACUACUGGACAGACACCGUUCGUCCUCUGCUAUGGACGCCACCCACUCACACCACAGAAACCGACAACAUCAGCUACACCAUCUCUCAUCUAAACUUCGACCUCGCUUCUGCGAGC
Messenger RNA from Closterium sp. NIES-67, 856 nucleotides. Lineage: Eukaryota; Viridiplantae; Streptophyta; Zygnematophyceae; Desmidiales; Closteriaceae. The record is from the annotation of a GenBank genome assembly.